Liolophura sinensis is the source of this 1482-nucleotide messenger RNA. Its product is annotated as RING finger and CHY zinc finger domain-containing protein 1-like. The transcript has 8 exons. Gene Ontology annotation, molecular function: zinc ion binding; ubiquitin protein ligase activity. Bases 326 to 1351 code for a protein of 341 amino acids. Gene Ontology annotation, biological process: protein ubiquitination; ubiquitin-dependent protein catabolic process. Lineage: Eukaryota; Metazoa; Mollusca; Polyplacophora; Chitonida; Chitonidae. Gene Ontology annotation, cellular component: nucleus. The record is from RefSeq and is a predicted model, not a curated record.
UUACAUCUGCAAUUAUAUCAUAAAUGUGUGAAAAUGUAAUUCAGUUAAAUUAAACAUUGAGGUCUAUUUUCAACAAUAUUCAUGCUCACAAUGAAUAAGAAAGUGAUCAGUGCUGGUUUUCAGCAAGCCUUUCAACACGUGUGAUUGCUAAGAUGAAAGAAGAUAAUGAAAGACCUGUGGUAUUAUGUUACUCUAUAUUUAUUUUUGUCUUCUGGUUAAUAUUAAUUAUUUUACUCGUUUGUAUAUUUUUGGCCCUCUUUUUCAGUUCUCAGCUGGUGUUCAGCAGAAUUUCAUGAACAGGUUGCAUUUCCAGUGAGACAGAAGGAUGAGUAGUAGUGAGAGCUCUACAGACAAGGAUGAAUGUGAAACAGAUGUGACAGCUGAAAAGAAACUGGGUUGUUCACACUACCAGAGAAAAUGUUCUCUCAUUGCUAACUGUUGUAAGAAGGUUUACAUCUGCCGGGUAUGUCAUGAUGAGGCAGAGAACCAUCAGAUGAACAGACACGAAGUACAGGAGAUCAAAUGUUUGUUGUGUGAAAAACAGCAGCAGGUAUCUGGAACAUGUAUAGAGUGUGGUACACAAUUUGCUCGUUACUUCUGCCGGAUAUGUAAUUUAUUUGAUGAUAUUGAUAAAGCACAGUUCCAUUGUGAUGACUGUGGUAUAUGUAGAGUUGGUGGAAGACAGAAUUAUUUCCACUGUUCGAAGUGUGAUGUGUGCCUACACAAUGAACUUAGAAACGCUCAUAAGUGCAUAGAGAAAGUCUCUCAUAACAACUGCCCAGUGUGUCUGGAGGAUCUUCAUACCUCUAGGAUAGCUGCCCAUAUUCCUCCCUGUGGACAUCUCCUGCAUAGACACUGUUUUAGAGAGAUGUUAAAAACCGGAAAUUAUGCUUGCCCUCUGUGUGCGGAGUCCAUGGUUGACAUGAAGGGAGCCUGGGAUGGACUGGAUGAAGAGAUUAAAAACACCCCCAUGCCAGAAGAGUACAGAAACUACUAUGUUAUUGCACUUUGCAGAGACUGCCACCAGGAGAGUCGGGUGGUAUUUCAUGUAUUGGGGUUGAAGUGUCAACACUGCGGGUCAUAUAACACAUGCCGUACAGGAGAAUUUGUUGACCAUUCAGGAGACACUAAGCCAAUGCCCAGUACACCGACUGGAUCUGCUUCAGGCCAGGGUAUGUUACAUGUAUGUCACAAUUAUGAAGUAGACCUUCACAAUUUUCACCCAGAACUAUCUGAAAUCAAAGUUUGUAAUGCCACAAAACAUGAUUUGCCUGUUAUAAACAUGUGUAUAAAUAGAUUUGUCAAGAACAAAAGAAGGAGAAGGAUAUGGACUUCUCUGACUUUUUCUUAAAAUGAGCUGCGAGUAUUUAUUUCCCUACUUCAAUACUGUGCAUGAAUUGAAUAAUACAAAAAACGAAACUAUCAGCAUUUGGCAGCACUCAGAGGUCUACUUCAUGUACAUGUAUGAAUGUUGGGUAAUAG